AGAUUUUAAAGUAUUAGUAGUUGUAGUCAGUUAUUGCCAGUGCCUUAUACGUUACAUAAUGGAGGAGUUACACUCGUGUAGCUGUUGCCUGGUGCGGCCGCCCGAGAAGGGUCUUAAGGUUAUGUAUAAACAUGUCGACAAAACAGAGAUAUAUUACGACAUGCUGAGAGACUGCUUUAAUAUAAAUCUCGGCAUGGGAAAUGACGAGUGUGGUAUCUGCGAAGUGUGCGUGGGGCGGCUGCGGGACGCGAGCGACUUCAAGCUGCAAGUGCAGCGUUGCCAGACCGAGCUGCAGGCGCGGCUCAAGGGAGUGAUCACUGCUAGCGAUAUCAAGGUGGAGAAGUCCGAGGUGGAGAUGGCUGAUGGCGAGGUCGUUUCAGUUUCAGUGGCCCUACAAGAGGGACUGCCAGCACAUUCAGCGGAACCAGUUGUUACUACGUCCAACCCCAGUCCUGCGCCCGAUCCGGUCCUCACCAACCUCGACAGUUCCGAGAUGGCUCCGGCUUCCAGCCACCUUAUAGUACACUCGUGCGACAUAUGCCAAAAAACGUUCCACGAACCAAAUGCCAAAUCCAAACUUGUCAUCCAUCGCCGCUCACACACGGGGGAGAAGCCUUACGCAUGCAACGUAUGCGAUAAAAGAUUCAUACAAAAAAGUCGCUUAAAUACUCAUUACGCACUCCACCUGGGGAAAUUCAAAUUCUCCUGCGAAGUAUGUAAUGAGCGAUUUCUACAUAAAAACCAAUGGAUCGUACAUAUGCGGAUCCAUACUGGUGAAAGACCGUACGCGUGUGAUAUGUGCAAUAAAAAAUAUAGAGCUAGAAGCCACUUAGCUUUUCAUAGAAAAAAAAAACAUUUCGAUUCUGAUCCUGUGGACAAAAAGUACGGUUGCGAUAUUUGCGGGAAACGGUUUGCACUGCAAGGGAAUUUAUUUAAUCACAUCAAACUACACGAUAAAAAGGAUAAGGAAGAAAAAGUAGGAAAGCAAGUUGUCCCAAAACCAUACGAGUGUGAAAUAUGUCACAAACGAUUUGCAUCAGUAGGUAUCUUAAAAAAUCAUAAAGAAAUACAUACUGAAGAAACACCGUUCGAAUGCGAAACAUGUCAUAAGAAAUUCCGGGUGAAGAAGUAUUUAGAAAUGCACGUAAAGGUGCACGGAAACACGAAGCAACACGCCUGUGAAGUUUGUGGUCAACAAUUUACGCACCGGUCGAGUUUUAAACGUCAUAUUAAAAUACACACCGACCCGUCAACAUGCUGUUCAGUUUAUAAGCUGCGCGACACAGAUAACUAUUUUAUCAAGUAG
This is a messenger RNA of Cydia amplana, 1306 nucleotides long. RefSeq names its product gastrula zinc finger protein XlCGF57.1-like. Gene Ontology annotation, cellular component: nucleus. The transcript has 5 exons. Lineage: Eukaryota; Metazoa; Arthropoda; Insecta; Lepidoptera; Tortricidae. Bases 59 to 1306 code for a protein of 415 amino acids. The record is from RefSeq and is a predicted model, not a curated record. Gene Ontology annotation, biological process: regulation of gene expression.